This is a messenger RNA of Poecilia latipinna (sailfin molly), 1615 nucleotides long. It is a transcript of the gene dctpp1, whose product is annotated as dCTP pyrophosphatase 1. Lineage: Eukaryota; Metazoa; Chordata; Actinopteri; Cyprinodontiformes; Poeciliidae. The transcript has a single exon. Bases 126 to 656 code for a protein of 176 amino acids. The record is from RefSeq and is a predicted model, not a curated record. Gene Ontology annotation, cellular component: cytosol. Gene Ontology annotation, biological process: dCTP catabolic process; DNA protection. Gene Ontology annotation, molecular function: dCTP diphosphatase activity.
AACGCGUCAUUUCCGCUAUACCGACUGGCGGGACUUCUUCACCUGCUGGAAAUAUUAGGAACGGGUUGUUUACAGCCAUUAUAAGAUUAUUUUCAGGCACCGAAACGAAUCCGAGCUCUUAAAACAUGAUGGCGAGAAGCGGAAAAGACUCCAGAGGACUGAAAGACGACAUGGCCGUGUUCUCAAACGGGUGCCGGGAGGAGCCCUCAGCGGGGGACGCAGGAGUCUCGGAGGCCGAGUCCCGUUCCAAUGGAGCAGCAGCAGCGGUCAGCCCGCAGAAGUUCACCUUCAGCCCGGAGCCCAGCAUGGAGGACAUCCGCAGGAUGCAGGCCGACUUCACGGACGAGCGCGACUGGAAUAAGUUCCACCAGCCCCGCAAUCUGCUCCUGGCCAUGGUCGGGGAGGUGGGCGAGGUGGCGGAACUCUUCCAGUGGCGGGGAGAGGUGGCGGAGGGUCUGCCGGACUGGACCGAGUCCGAGCGGGAGCAGCUGGCGCACGAGCUGAGCGACGUGCUCAUCUAUCUGGUGGAGCUGGCCGAGAAGUGCCGCGUGGACCUUCCCCAAGCGGUGCUGCGCAAGAUGGCGCUGAACCGACUCAAAUAUCCCACCAGCAAGGUGCACGGCUCGGCCAAGAAAUACACAGAGUACAAGGACUGAGAGCUGGGGGGUGGGGGUGAGUAGGGUAAAUAAAACUUAACGUCUUAUUUCCAGAGACUCACUGGACACAUGUCUGCUAUAAGAGCCCAGCUCUUCUGGGUUCUGGUUCCGCUGUUAGAGACUCAGAGUUUCAGGGAAGAAGAUGUUUCUCCCUGAAGUUCCAGUUCAGGAGUUUUAAGAUUUCAGUUCAAAGGUGACAGUCUGAAUAACACUGUCCACUAUAACACGGAAACAUUGAGAGGGAUUGGGUCAUUUUUGUUUUUAACUAUGUAUUUUUUUGUAAACAUUUUUGUCUAGAUCAGUUUUCUUUUCUUUUUGCUUUUUUUUUUAACUUUAAAAUAGUAAAAAAGUAUUUUAAAAUCUGAGCUGUGUUCUGUGUUUCUAACAUAACCUUAAACCUGUUGAGUUACUUGGAUUUUUUACUUCAUUCCCUAGUCAGGAGGCUGAAUGUGGAGUAAAAUGACAUUUAUAAAUGAUGAAAUGUCCAGUUCUAUUCAGCAAAAGUUUCAGACAUAGUUGAGGGACAUUUUAACAUCUUUUUCUAAUCUGUUUGAGUCAAAUGUCAAUUUUAAUUUGAAAGAAUUUUGAAUUAUGUUUGACAGGGUUCUUUAAUUUGUAGCUGAAUUAAAUAGAUUUUAUGGAUUUAAAAUCCAUUUUAAAUUAAUUUAUUUAGCUAUUUAAACAUACUUGUCCUUUUGCACUUUUGCAACUCUUCAUCCUGUCAAUGGUAUAAUUCUGCAGUUAAGUUUUAGAAAAAGAGCAGAACUAUUUUUAAAAUGAAGAAAAUGUGAUACAAUUAAUAUCUUGGAGAAAAUAUCAGUUUGUUCAUUAAAGGUUAUAUUUAAAAUAUCUGUAAAUUGUCAGAUAUUAAAAGUUGUCAAAAGGCAAAGUUACUGCAGUUAUGAAAAAUGUUGACCUAAUUUUUCAAUUAUUGACAGUUUUAAAGAAAGUGACUCAGA